Messenger RNA from Xenia sp. Carnegie-2017, 1261 nucleotides. RefSeq lists its product as uncharacterized. The coding region runs from base 1 to 1236 and encodes 411 amino acids. The record is from RefSeq and is a predicted model, not a curated record. The transcript is spliced from 5 exons. Lineage: Eukaryota; Metazoa; Cnidaria; Anthozoa; Malacalcyonacea; Xeniidae.
AUGGCCGAUGCAGCUUCUUUGAAUAAAGAUGAAGUUAUUGGAAGUCAUUCAACUCCACAAGCUCCGCAAGGUAAAGAAAACAGAAAACGAGGUCCUCUUAGUCGUCAUAAAAAUGAUGAAAGCUUUAAUGAUGACAGUUCUGAUGAUGACAGUACUGGAGAUGACAGUUCUGAUGAUGACAUUACUAGAGAUGACAGUUCUAGUGAUGAUAAUCUCAUCAAUAAUGGCCCUGAUUAUGGUGCGUCAAAUGAUCUCUUUAAUUCCGAUGAUGAUCAUUUAUUUGAAAAGAUGUUUCUUGAUGAUGAAUAUGACAUUAAAGAAGAUGUGCACAUAAAGCUCAAAAGUUUGCUUUGGAUGCGGGGCAUUUAUGGAAAAGUCGGUCCAAACGAGAAACUACCAUAUUUCCAUUUGUUUAUCACAGUUGAUUACAAGAAUGUUCAUGAAGCUGAAUUGAAAGAUAAAAUCGAUGAAAUGUUUGGACCGAAUGCUUCGAGGUACUUUGAAUUUCGUCCAAAACCAUCGAAAACACCAAAGCUUCAACUGCUAUCAAAGAUUGCAGUAGAAAGAAACAGUCGGACAGUUUCAAGAGGCACAUUAACGAUGUUCUGUUAUCAGAACGGGAAACAUUACGCGUUGACCUGUUGUCAUGUUUGCUACAACGGAGAUGGUGAUGACAAACUUUAUGAAAUGCUCAAUCAAAACAAAAAUGACCCAAACGAAUUCAAAUCACAUUUGAAUACAAAUCAAUACAACUACACAUCAUCUUCAGAACCCAAUAUUCACUUAGGAUAUUUCAGCGACUAUAAUUUACAAACUGAUAUGGACAUUUUGUCAAUAGAAGUCAAUGAAGAUUUUAAAGAAAAUUGCAGACGAAAUAAAAUACAUAGACCUUCAUGGAAUAAUGUAUGGAGGGAGCUGAAUAAACGAGUUCAUGUUGAGCACGAGACAGUUGAAGUAAAAAAGUAUGAGAGGUAUAAAAUUGGGAAAAUUUAUGAUGUUUCUUUUUCCUGUAAUGAUCCUGAAGGGAAGGUCGUGUAUCAGGAUGCCGUUCUAGUGAAAAGCAAAGAACAUUUCCUUAAAAGUGGUGAGUCUGGCGUGCUAGUAUAUUUUCGGGAUGAGCAUGGACGAAGAAUUCCCUUUGGUUAUGGUAUUGCUGAAGUUUAUCACGAGGAACUCUACGAGCCAGAGUAUAGAUCAGUCGCACAGCCUGCUGAAAAUGGAAUUGAAUUACUGUAGGUCUGCAAAGAGGAGAAAACGUAUC